Molecule: messenger RNA, 1404 nt
Organism: Saccharomycopsis crataegensis
Lineage: Eukaryota; Fungi; Ascomycota; Saccharomycetes; Ascoideales; Saccharomycopsidaceae
Product: pepsin-like aspartic protease
Exons: 1
Coding region: 1-1404 (467 amino acids)
Biological process (GO): proteolysis; fungal-type cell wall organization
Cellular component (GO): fungal-type cell wall; extracellular region
Molecular function (GO): aspartic-type endopeptidase activity
Source: RefSeq, a predicted model, not a curated record
AUGGCCAGCUUCUUGGCAUACCUUGGAGAUGCUUUAUCAAUUCAAAAAAGAUUUGUCAACAUAACCAGUACUACCAAUAAUGUGACAAAAAAUGGUGAUGGGCUUCUUGAAGGUGUGGCAAUCAACAGAAUCAAAUCAACGAUAUCUCAAAAGAUAUUGGGGAUAGAUAGCAACAAAACUUAUGUCCAUAUGGACUUUGCCGUACAGUCUAGCGAUGAACUUAUUGAAUUGAAAACUGGUUCAUUGCAAAGAAUGGCUACCAAUUUAGUCAGCAAAACUAUCAAUACAGACAAUGGGGUUUCUAGAAAUGUUAUGAGACAAGUUUCCGCAAUGCCUAAAUAUGCCAAAUCACUAUUAAAGAGACAACAUUUGCCUUUUGAAAAUAUUGUCAUUCAGAAUAAAAAAGUGUAUUAUUCAGUCGAGCUAGAAGUCGGUUCUGAUAACCAACCGGUUUCUGUUGUUUUGGACACCGGCUCAUCUGAUUUGUGGGUUCCGACUUUUCAACUUUCUGCUGGUAUAGGCUAUUUCAAUCCAGACACAUCUACCUCUUAUCAGCUGAGUAAUUCAUCAUUUGGCAUCAGCUACGGUGACGGAACCUACGCAAUUGGAACUUGGGGAAAUGACACCGUUUCCAUUGGCGAAGAUGUGAAUGUUAACAAUGUAAUCUUGGGGGUGGUGGAUAAUUGCACUGCAAGCCAAGGGGUUUUAGGAAUCGGAUUGCAAGGCAACGAGGCACAAGGGAAGAAUUAUUCUAAUAUGCCAAUGUUGCUACAGCAGCAGGGAUACCUUGAUAACAUCACUUAUUCUUUGUACUUGGAUAGUGCCGAUAGUGGUUCCGGUAGCAUUUUAUUUGGGGCUAUAGAUUUGGAGAAAUAUCAAGGAGAAUUGACAACUUUGCCGCUUGUGAAUAUAAAUGAUGGCGGAAUGAGCACUGAAGUGCCAGUGGCGUUCUUCGUGAACGUUACAUCGAUUGACGGUACUGAUAGUACUUUGGCAGAAACGACGUAUCCCGGACUAUUAGAUUCUGGAACCACACUUUUAUACGCUCCGACCGAAGUUUACGAGGCCAUUGGCGAGAAAUACGGAAUGAAAAGCGAGGUUGGUUACGUUCACUUUUGUGAUGCCUGGAAAGGACAAAAUCUCACUUUCAAUUUUGAAAAUGACCUCCAGAUAAGGGUUCCAAUGGACGAUAUGAUGUACAAGUUACUGUACAACAAUGGCUCGACGGUUUCGGUUUUAGGGUUAGACAUGUGUUUGGUUGGUGUUUUGGAAUCCCCUGGAGACUAUUAUGUCUUGGGAGAUAACUUCCUUAGGAGUGCGUAUGUACACUAUGAUCUCACAAAUGGUGUUGUACUGAUGGCACAAGUAAAAUAUACUGAUAACUCCCUUAUUCAACUCGUUUGA